Paraglomus occultum is the source of this 582-nucleotide messenger RNA. The record is from the annotation of a GenBank genome assembly. NCBI's taxonomy places the organism in Eukaryota, Fungi, Glomeromycota, Glomeromycetes, Paraglomerales, Paraglomeraceae.
AUGACCGAAAUCCGAAGAAAACUUGUCAUUGUCGGUGACGGUGCAUGCGGCAAAACGUGCCUUCUGAUCGUAUUCUCAAAGGGUACUUUCCCAGAGGUAUACGUACCCACUGUGUUCGAAAACUAUGUCGCCGACGUAGAAGUAGAUAAUAAACGAGUCGAGUUAGCGCUCUGGGAUACAGCAGGUCAGGAGGAUUACGACAGACUUCGUCCCCUCUCAUAUCCCGACUCGCACGUUAUUCUAAUUUGCUUCGCGGUUGAUUCGCCCGAUUCUUUGGAUAACGUUCAGGAGAAGUGGAUUUCAGAGGUAAUGCACUUCUGUCAAGGACUUCCCACUCUUCUAGUAGGAUGUAAGAAGGAUUUGAGGUUUGACCCCAAAACAAUUGAAGAGCUUCGCAAGACUUCUCAGAGACCAGUUACGCCCGAAGAGGGCAUGGCUGUGGCCCAAAGAAUUGGGGCGUACAAAUACCUAGAGUGUUCAGCUAAGACCGGAGACGGGGUCCGUGAAGUGUUUGAACACGCCACACGUGCAGCUUUAUUGACCAGACCCCGUCGAAACAGGAAAACUUGUUUCUUCUUGUAA